CCCGUUCUCUUCGCAAUAGUAUUCACGGAACGCUAAAACCAGAGUGCAGCUACAACGAAGCUUAAACCCCCAACACGGACACUGAAACGAAAAAUGUGCGGAGACGCAACAAACUGGGAUGAGGACGCGUAUAGAGAGAGCAUACUGAAGGAGCGAGAGAUCCAAACCCUAACCGUCUUUAGAACUGCUUGGGCUCCCUCUUCAGACGUCAGCCUCAAUACCGUCGUGGUCGCCUCCAGCGACGGAUCAAUUGCUUCUUACUCUAUAUCCUCUUGCAUCUCCAAUCUGCCAUUGGGUUUUAGCAAUGCCAAAGCUCAACAGAUUGAACCCACUGCGUUCCUUCAAGGGCACGAUGGACCAGCAUACGAUCUCAAAUUUUAUGGGAAUGGUGAAGAUGCUUUGUUAUUGAGCUGUGGUGAUGAUGGUCGGAUUCGAGGAUGGAGGUGGAAGGAAUUUUCACAAUUAGAGGCGCCUAUUUCCCUAAAAGGUAAUCAUAUACAGCCAGUUGUUGACUUGGUGAAUCCCCAGCACAAAGGUCCUUGGGGCGCUCUUUCUCCUAUCCCUGAAAACAAUGCCAUUGCGGUGGAUACUCAGGGAGGAUGCAUUUUCUCAGCUGCUGGUGAUUCUUGUGCUUACUGUUGGGAUGUGGAGACUUCUAAGAUCCGAAUGGUUUUUAAGGGACAUUUUGACUACCUGCAUUGCAUUGUUCCCCGUAAUUCUACCAAUCAGAUCAUAACUGGUUCAGAAGAUGGGACUGCACGAAUUUGGGAUUGCAAAAGUGGAAAGUGUAUCCAAGUAAUUGGUUCAGCAAAGGAUAAGAAGUUGAAGAGAUCCUUGUGUGUUAGCUGCAUUGCUCUAGAUUCAAGUGAAAGUUGGUUGGCUUGUAGCAAUGGCCAGAGUUUAUCAGUUUGGAAUCUACCAGCUUCUGAAUGUGUUUCAAGGUCUUCUUGUCCUGCAUCUAUACAGGAUGUUAUAUUUGAUGACAACCAAAUCUUAGCUGUUGGGGCAGAGCCUUUACUCAGUCGUUUUGACAUAAAUGGCACAAUUCUUUCACAAAUUCCAUGUGCUCCUCAGUCAGCAUUUUCGGUCUCCAUACACCCGUCAGGAGUGACUGCUGUUGGAGGUUAUGGAGGUCUUGUUGAUAUCAUCUCUCAGUUUGGAAGUCACUAUUGCACAUUUCGUUGCAAAUGUGUGUACUCUCUCCUCGCAAAUCAUCAUCACCAUCAUAGACGACCACAAGUUAUGGCGGGACUAGCACCAGAAGGAUCGCAAUUUGAUGCCAAACAGUAUGAUUCCAAAAUGAAUGAAUUGCUUGCAACUGAUGGAGAGGAUUUCUUCACAACAUAUGAUGAAGUUUAUGAUAGUUUUGACUCUAUGGGUUUGCAAGAGAAUCUCCUGAGAGGCAUCUAUGCAUAUGGUUUCGAAAAGCCCUCAGCAAUUCAGCAGAGAGGAAUUGUUCCCUUCUGCAAGGGACUUGAUGUGAUUCAACAGGCUCAAUCUGGAACAGGGAAGACUGCUACUUUCUGUUCUGGUAUUCUCCAACAACUCGAUUAUGCCGUGGUGGAGUGCCAGGCUUUGGUUCUAGCACCCACUAGGGAGCUGGCACAGCAGAUUGAAAAGGUUAUGCGAGCACUUGGGGAUUAUCUUGGUGUCAAAGUGCAUGCUUGUGUUGGCGGUACCAGUGUUCGUGAAGAUCAACGUAUUCUAUCUAGUGGAGUACAUGUUGUCGUUGGCACUCCCGGUCGUGUGUUUGACAUGUUGCGAAGGCAGUCACUUCGUCCUGAUUAUAUCAAGAUGUUUGUCUUGGAUGAGGCAGAUGAAAUGCUUUCACGUGGUUUCAAGGAUCAGAUCUAUGAUAUUUUCCAGCUUCUUCCAGCAAAGAUUCAAGUUGGUGUAUUCUCUGCCACAAUGCCACCUGAGGCUCUAGAAAUCACGAGGAAAUUUAUGAACAAACCUGUUAGAAUUCUGGUGAAGCGUGAUGAACUUACCUUGGAGGGUAUAAAGCAGUUUUAUGUCAACGUGGAUAAGGAAGAAUGGAAGUUGGAGACACUCUGUGAUCUGUAUGAAACCUUAGCCAUCACUCAAAGUGUUAUUUUUGUCAACACUAGGCGCAAGGUUGAUUGGUUGACAGACAAGAUGAGGAGUCGAGACCACACAGUUUCUGCUACUCAUGGUGACAUGGACCAGAACACGAGAGAUAUUAUCAUGCGCGAAUUUCGAUCUGGGUCAUCUCGUGUUCUAAUCACCACUGAUCUUUUGGCCCGUGGUAUUGAUGUCCAGCAAGUCUCCCUUGUUAUAAAUUAUGAUCUCCCAACUCAGCCAGAGAACUAUCUCCAUCGUAUCGGACGUGGUGGACGGUUUGGGAGGAAGGGUGUUGCAAUUAAUUUUGUAACGAAGGAUGACGACAGGAUGCUGUUUGACAUCCAAAGGUUCUACAAUGUGGUGAUUGAGGAGCUGCCAUCAAAUGUUGCUGAUCUCCUCUAAAUGAGAUUUUGUCUUCUCAUUGUUAGUAGAGAGAAAGAGAGAGGGCAAUUCCCCCCCAUUUGUUGUGCUUUUCGUUUCUUUUUCUUUUUUUUUUUUUUUUUAUAUCUGUUUUUAAAGCUAUAAAGUCUUGUUUUGUAGGAUCUGGUAUCUUUAUUUACUGCUGACCAGUAAGUGAUACUUCAUUCCAAGAUUCAGCAAUGCUAUACAACGCAUUGAUGAUUUUUGUUGCAUUGUUUGUUUCUUUUAAUUAAGAUCCUUUAUCUACCUUGGGGUUUCU
Jatropha curcas is the source of this 2761-nucleotide messenger RNA. The record is from RefSeq and is a predicted model, not a curated record. NCBI's taxonomy places the organism in Eukaryota, Viridiplantae, Streptophyta, Magnoliopsida, Malpighiales, Euphorbiaceae.